Brassica oleracea var. oleracea is the source of this 893-nucleotide messenger RNA. Its product is annotated as polyadenylate-binding protein 2-like. Lineage: Eukaryota; Viridiplantae; Streptophyta; Magnoliopsida; Brassicales; Brassicaceae. Gene Ontology annotation, molecular function: RNA binding. The coding region runs from base 74 to 709 and encodes 211 amino acids. The transcript has 6 exons. The record is from RefSeq and is a predicted model, not a curated record.
AUGGGCCGGAUACAAUGAUUGAUUACGUGUCACACUAUCCAAAUCGCGACGGACAGAGAGAGAGAGAGAGGCGAUGGAGGAAGAGGAGCACGAGGUAUACGGCGGAGAAAUCCCCGACGUCGGAGAGAUGGAUGGAGAUAUGGACAUGACUGGCGCUGAUGACGAUGCCGCUAAGGAGUUGGAUGAGAUGAAGAGACGAUUGAAAGAGAUCGAGGACGAAGCUGCUGCUCUUCGCGAGAUGCAGGCCAAGGUUGAGAAGGAUAUGGGACCUCAAGAUUCUGCUACUGUAGCAUCAGAUCAAGCAGGCAAGGAGGAGGUGGAUGCUCGAUCUGUUUUCGUUGGCAAUGUUGAUUACGCAUGUACACCUGAAGAAGUGCAGCAACACUUCCAAUCAUGCGGCACAGUCCAUCGGGUGACGAUUCUGACAGACAAGUUCGGGCAGCCAAAGGGGUUUGCCUACGUCGAGUUUGUGGAAGCUGAAGCUAUACAAGACGCUCUACAACUGAAUGAAUCAGAGUUGCAUGGUCGUCAGUUAAAGGUGUUGCCUAAGAGAACAAACGUUCCUGGAUUGAAACAGCACCGUGGUAGAAGAUUCAACCCGUACAUGGGCUUCCGCAGACCUUUCAUGUCUCCGUAUAUGUAUUCUCCUUAUGGAUAUGGGAAAGUUCCUAGGUUCAGAAGGCCAAUGCGUUACAUGCCAUACCAAUAAAAAAAAACCUUCACGGUUUAAACAUGUCUUAUAUCAUUCCAUUGUUUGAGCUUUCAGUGACUUCUCUGCUCUCUUUGUUUUAACAACUUUGCAUGUAAACUUUUUCGAAUCUUGUCUGGUUUUACUAGUUUCAUAUUGUUAUGUGUUGCAUUGUGUGGUUGGGUUUAAUAUUUUGUUGAAAUCA